AUGCAGGCACUUUUUGGACCCGUCUCAGAAGCCAAUGGCCUUUCAAGUUUUAUGGAGCCCGAUUUACUGCAACCGGCAGAUACCAGUUCAGAACCUUGCUAUAAGAGUACAGACCCUUCGGACCUUUCGUCUUACGCUGAUCUGUUUGCCUGGUCAACUGUUGUGCCAGAUUCCCAGUAUUCGGCGGAACAGGCUUCUUAUGAUGCAUUCGUACUAAGUUGCAGCCCCGAAGUUUUGACUAUCCAGAAUUCAUCCCUGCCAAUCGAUAUCAAAGAAAUUACCCCUUCCUGGGAGGAAACUAGGCUGUUCCAUGUAAAACCGCCAUCGUUACAGGCCAAUUCUCCAGGCCCUGCUAAGCAAACAUCACGAAUUGCGAUUCCUUUAGACUCGGAUACUGUACUGAAAUCCGAAUUUCCUCCAAGAAUGUGCAUGCUUCUUAACUUAUACGUGCUUUUAGUUCUAUUUUCUGUUGGCUUUGCAGCAAUUACGGCUCUUUUCUUCCUCAGCAAGCUUCAUUAA
This is a messenger RNA of Protopolystoma xenopodis, 519 nucleotides long. The record is from the annotation of a GenBank genome assembly. NCBI's taxonomy places the organism in Eukaryota, Metazoa, Platyhelminthes, Monogenea, Polystomatidea, Polystomatidae.